This is a messenger RNA of Eucalyptus grandis, 1287 nucleotides long. RefSeq lists its product as uncharacterized. The record is from RefSeq and is a predicted model, not a curated record. Bases 1 to 1287 code for a protein of 428 amino acids. The transcript is spliced from 7 exons. Lineage: Eukaryota; Viridiplantae; Streptophyta; Magnoliopsida; Myrtales; Myrtaceae.
AUGGAGAAAGUGGGCUUUAUGCUUUUUUUGGCUAUGAUAUUGUGUUGGGCCACAUUGGCUAAUAGUGUGUCAAGAAAAUCAAUAGAUAGAGAGGCUUCGGAGGAGGAGGAUGACAUUGAUAGGAGACUCAGGCUUCUUAAUAAGCCUGCAGUGAAGAGCAUUCAGAGCGUGGACGGAGAUGUCAUCGACUGUGUUGACAUGCAUAAACAACCAGCCUUCGACCAUCCCGCGCUGAAAAACCAUGUGAUUCAGAUGAAACCCAGCAUUACACUGCCUUCGGAAACCAAAGCAACAAAAAUUAAGUACACAAAACCAGCAAUAUCUCAGACCUGGCAAAAGAGUGGAAGUUGUCCUGAGGGAACUAUUCCCAUCCGACGUAUCCGGCGGCAAGACUUGUUGAGAGCUUCUAGUCUCGAGAAAUUUGGGAAAAUGUAUCAUCCUCAUUCUCAGGACCAAGUGGCAAAUUCAACCCUCGAUGAAAAUGGUCGGAACGUGGUCAUAAAUGGAACCCAAGUCUCUCUUCCUUAUCAAAAAGAUCGUUCUCAAGCAAUCCUUUUGACAGCAGGGUACCACUACAUUGGAGCUUCCGGCGAUAUAAAUGUCUGGAAUCCAAACGUUGAUUUGCCAGAUGACUUCACUACAGCCCAGAUAUGGCUUCUGGCUGGCCCCGGCAAUAAGUUCGAAAGUGUUGAAUCAGGAUGGAUGGUGAACCCAAAGUUAUAUGGAGAUAAGCAAACUCGACUUUUCACGCAUUGGACAGUUGAUGGAAGUGUCGCCACAGGCUGCUUCGAUUUGACUUGUUCUGGGUUCGUUCAAACUAGUACCGAGGUGGCCCUUGGCUCUGCUCUGAGCCCGAUUUCUUCUGAACGGGCACAAUAUCAGAUAUCAGUCGGCAUGUUCAUGGAUCCACACACUUCCAACUGGUGGCUACGCCUCACGAACAACCUGGUCGUCGGGUAUUUUCCAGCAUCUCUUUUCUCUACCUUGAAGACCAGCGCCGUAAUGGUCAAUUGGGGAGGUCAAGUGUACAGUACGAUGGUGAAGAAGUCUCCUCACACCAGAACUGCCAUGGGAAGUGGGAAGUACUCAGAGGCACUCCACGGCCAUGCCUGCUACAUCAACCAUGUUAGGAUUAUGGACUACUCACUUUCACUCAAGUACCCUGGAAUGGUUCAGGUUUACAAUGAUGAAGUGUAUUGCUACAAUGGAAACAACCAUAGAGAUACGCCCGUCGAUGAGCCUGUUUUCUACUUUGGCGGGCCGGGACAAAAUAAUUUCUGUCCAUGA